CGAUCUCCUCGUUUCACUCCCUCUCUAGUCUCCAGUCCAAUCCCACUACCAAAGUCGUUAAAGUACGCCUGAUCUGCUAUCCUACGCCGAUCCUUCAGGAACAUGGGCCUACUUGAUCAGCUUUGGGACGACACCCUCGCCGGGCCUCAGCCCGACAGCGGUCUUGGGAAACUUCGCAAGCACAAAACCUUCAGUUUCCGGUCCAGCUCCGCCACUGGAUCGUCAGAUGGCGGAAGCGUAAGAUCGUUGGGUGGGAAUUCGCCGGAAGAGGCGAAAAUUACGCGGAGUAUUAUGAUAGUGAAGCCCCCAGGUUAUGGGAGCGCUAACGGCGGAUCAGCUCCGGUUUCGCCAGCUGGGGUUUCUUCUCCAAUUUCGCCAGCUGGGUCUACGCCGCCGGUGUCCCCGUUUUCUGGUAAGCAUUUGAAAUGGCAGAUAUGCCUCUGCCUCAUUGCAUGUGGGACCAAGUUUCCACAAAUGGUGGAGCCUCCACUCAUCACUGAUGUGUUUGGGAGACAAGGGUGUGGUGGCAGGGAGUCAUUCGGGCGGUUUCGAAGGAGGUCAGCGUCGGAUGCAUACGAGAAGGCGAGCGAGGUCGUUGGAGGAAGGAGCGCCCGUUCUCCUUGCGACGUGUGACAUAUGAAAACUGCGUUCUUGUCCAAUCGAAAUCAUCCAUGAGAUGAAAUGAACGUGUUUUCUGUGGACGGAUCAGCCAUGCAUGGCCGGAGGGAAGAAGAAGCUGUUUAAUUAGGGGUUUCCACGUGCUAAUAAUGUAUUGAUAUAAGUAAGCAUUUUGUAUGCUAGGGUUUGGGUGUUGUUUGUUCUGGGUUGCAAUCUAGUGAGUGCGCGACUAUAUAAAUAUAGUAGUAGUUGUUUGUAAGAUGUGAGAAUGCCGAUGGAUUUGGAGUUGGAGUUGCUAUCUCUGCUGUUAUCUGUAAAUGUAAAUUGAGUGUGCUUGGUUUUCCCUUGCAAGUUCCUGCUUUGGUGUUUGAAUAAGAAAACUGUAUUAUAUCUAUAA
This is a messenger RNA of Malus domestica (apple), 1015 nucleotides long. NCBI's taxonomy places the organism in Eukaryota, Viridiplantae, Streptophyta, Magnoliopsida, Rosales, Rosaceae. The record is from RefSeq and is a predicted model, not a curated record.